GGGACAAAGGGCGUUUUCCACUAUAUUUCACCUUUAGCAGCUAGCCUCUAGCUUUAACAUGGCAUCGUUUAUUAUCAAACCUGCUCACCUCCGUUGUGUUUUCAGGAUAGGCAGGCUCAUGAGCGAGCAUCGGACAACAAACAUAUUAUGCUCAGACAGAAGUUAUGCCACUGAAGGAGACAACCGGGUACCCAAAAUAUACACCAAAACUGGAGACAAAGGUUUCUCAAGUACAUUUACAGGGGAAAGGAGGCCAAAGGAAGAUCAUAUUUUUGAAGCCUUAGGAAAUGCAGAUGAGCUGUCAUCAGCUAUAGGCCUGGCCAGAGAAUUUUGCCUUGACAAAGGUCACACGUUCACAUAUCAGCUGGACAAGAUACAAUGCAUUUUACAAGAUGUGGGCUCCAAUAUUGCCACCCCUCAGUCAUCUGCAAGAGAAAGUCACAUAAAGAGAACAAAAUUUACUGCUCAGCCAAUUGCAGACCUGGAAACCUGGAUUGACGCAUUUACAGAAGAACUCCCUCCACUGACAAACUUCAUUUUACCUUCCGGAGGGAAGGGCAGCGCAGCUCUGCACUUGGCUCGCACAGUGUGUCGGAGAGCAGAACGCAGUGUUGCUCCAAUUGUACGGUCAGGCGAGGCAGAUCCAGAUGUUGCCAAGUUUUUGAACAGAUUGAGCGAUUACCUGUUCACUGCGGCCAGAUUUGCAGCCAUGAAAGAAGGCAACAACGAGACAAUCUACAAAAGACCUGAAUGACCAGAUAUUCACGAGGAAUAAGACCAAAUAUGAUUUUGUUGUAGAGAUUUCCAUUUUGUUGUUAACAUAUCAAUAAAUGAAUGAGAUCGAAAAUUGUUUUCUUA
Molecule: messenger RNA, 858 nt
Organism: Cottoperca gobio
Lineage: Eukaryota; Metazoa; Chordata; Actinopteri; Perciformes; Bovichtidae
Gene: mmab
Product: metabolism of cobalamin associated B
Exons: 9
Coding region: 59-754 (231 amino acids)
Molecular function (GO): corrinoid adenosyltransferase activity
Source: RefSeq, a predicted model, not a curated record